Molecule: messenger RNA, 1902 nt
Organism: Danaus chrysippus (African queen)
Lineage: Eukaryota; Metazoa; Arthropoda; Insecta; Lepidoptera; Nymphalidae
Source: the annotation of a GenBank genome assembly
AUGCCCGCUAUUGGAAUUGAUCUCGGUACAACUUACUCCUGCGUUGGUGUUUGGCAACAUGGGAAUGUGGAAAUCAUCGCAAACGACCAAGGCAACAGGACGACUCCAUCCUACGUGGCCUUCACGGAUACGGAGAGACUGAUCGGCGACGCUGCUAAGAACCAGGUGGCCCUGAACCCCAACAACACAGUCUUCGAUGCGAAAAGGUUAAUCGGCCGCAAAUUCGACGACCCUAAGAUACAAGCCGACAUGAAGCACUGGCCCUUCAAAGUGGUCAACGACUGUAGCAAACCGAAAAUACAAGUGGAGUUCAAGGGCGAGACGAAGAGGUUCGCGCCCGAGGAGAUCAGCAGCAUGGUGCUGGUCAAGAUGAAGGAGACCGCGGAGGCGUACCUCGGCACCACGGUCCGCGACGCCGUAGUCACGGUCCCGGCCUACUUCAACGACUCCCAGCGCCAGGCGACCAAGGAUGCCGGAGCGAUCGCAGGCCUGAACGUGCUCCGCAUCAUCAACGAGCCCACAGCCGCCGCACUCGCCUACGGCCUGGACAAGAACCUCAAAGGAGAACGGAACGUGUUGAUCUUCGACCUGGGCGGCGGCACCUUCGACGUGUCCAUCCUGACCAUCGACGAGGGCUCGCUGUUCGAGGUGAAGGCCACCGCUGGAGACACGCAUCUGGGAGGAGAGGACUUCGACAACAGGCUGGUGAAUCAUUUCGCUGAAGAAUUUGUGAGAAAGUACAAGAAAGACCUUCGAUCCAACCCUCGCGCGCUGAGACGCCUCCGCACGGCCGCCGAGCGCGCCAAGAGGACGCUGUCCUCCAGCAGCGAGGCGACCAUCGAAAUAGACGCUCUGUACGAGGGCAUCGACUUCUACACCCGGGUCUCGCGCGCCAGGUUCGAGGAGCUCAACUCCGACCUGUUCCGCGGCACGCUGGAGCCGGUGGAGAAGGCUCUGAAGGACGCCAAGAUGGACAAGAGCCAGAUCCACGACGUGGUGCUCGUGGGCGGGUCGACUCGCAUCCCGAAGGUGCAGAGCCUGCUGCAGAACUUCUUCUGCGGCAAGAAGCUCAACCUGUCCAUCAACCCGGACGAGGCGGUGGCCUACGGCGCGGCGGUGCAGGCGGCCAUCCUGGGCGGAGAGAGCGACUCGAAGAUCCAGGACGUGCUGCUCGUGGACGUGGCGCCGCUGUCUCUGGGCAUCGAGACGGCCGGAGGAGUGAUGACCAAGAUCAUAGAACGCAACUGCAAGAUCCCCUGCAAGCAGUCGCAGACCUUCACCACGUACUCGGACAACCAGCCGGCCGUGACCAUCCAGGUGUACGAGGGCGAGCGAGCGAUGACGAAGGACAACAACCUCCUGGGCACGUUCGACCUGACGGGCAUCCCGCCGGCGCCGCGCGGAGUGCCCAAGAUAGACGUGACCUUCGACCUGGACGCCAACGGCAUCCUGAACGUGUCGGCCAAGGAGAGCAGCACGGGCCGCAGCAAGAACAUCGUGAUCAAGAACGACAAGGGCCGGCUGUCGCAGAGCGAGAUCCAGAGGAUGCUGGCGGAGGCGGAGCGGUACAAGGAGGAGGACGAGCGGCAGAGGCAGAGGGUGGGCGCCAGGAACCAGCUGGAGGCGUACGUGUUCAGUGUGAAGCAGGCCGUGGAGGAGGCCGGGGACAAGCUGAGCGACGGAGACAAGGGCGCCGCGAGGAGCGCGUGCGACGAGGCGCUGCGCUGGCUGGACAACAACACGCUGGCCGACAGGGAGGAGUACGAGCACCGGCUGAGGGAGCUGCAGGCGGCCUGCUCGCCGCUCAUGAGCAAGCUGCACGGCGCGGGGCAGGGCGCGGCGGGGGCUGCGGGGGCGGGGGCUGCCAGAGGGAACGGACCCACCGUCGAGGAGGUCGACUAG